CAGAUUUUUCACAAGUUCACUGAGAUGGGAUCGAAGUACAGAUCUGUCAACGAAGCCAAUGCUCAAAUCUGUGAAUUGUUGACCAGCAGAAGAGCGCAAACGUGUUCCGAGGACUGGGUCACAAAUAAUGAUCGGUGUUAUUACGCAUCCAAGUUUGAAACAUCUUUCCGCAAAGCGAUGCAAGAAUGUUCAAACCGUGAUUCAAGGCUGCUGGAAAUCAAUUCAAGGGAUGAAGCGGUCUUUGUAUCCCACAAACUUUUAUACCGAAACCGUGCACACUGGAUUGGGAAAUGCGAAGCCGGGACAGUGGGCUUGGCCCUCCUGUACAAUGCGUCCCCGGGGACGUCCGACUGUAGAUACUGCGAGCCGCACGUAGGGAGUAAUCCUUGUGAUACUGAUCGGCGUUUCAUCUGCGAGAAGUCGGCUCCUAUGUUCCCGGAUAUUACUGAAAUGAUCCAGGGUCUCUGCUAACAGCCAGUGGAGUCGACAUGAAUCAACAGGGCGGCCUCACCGACGUCUUGUACCACGGCAACGUGACCUCCCGACUCCUGUACUCAGUGUGACAGACCACCGUGUCAAGUGUCCUGUCUACCCCAUCGGAUGUUUUCC
This is a messenger RNA of Hypanus sabinus (Atlantic stingray), 609 nucleotides long. RefSeq names its product C-type lectin domain family 9 member A-like. The record is from RefSeq and is a predicted model, not a curated record. The coding region runs from base 25 to 471 and encodes 148 amino acids. The transcript is spliced from 5 exons. NCBI's taxonomy places the organism in Eukaryota, Metazoa, Chordata, Chondrichthyes, Myliobatiformes, Dasyatidae.